Cyprinodon variegatus (sheepshead minnow) is the source of this 1774-nucleotide messenger RNA. RefSeq names its product olfactomedin like 3 (gene olfml3). Bases 115 to 1284 code for a protein of 389 amino acids. Gene Ontology annotation, biological process: signal transduction. The transcript is spliced from 3 exons. NCBI's taxonomy places the organism in Eukaryota, Metazoa, Chordata, Actinopteri, Cyprinodontiformes, Cyprinodontidae. The record is from RefSeq and is a predicted model, not a curated record.
CUCCUCCCAGACAUUCCAGUCCACCUCUGGGAGUCUGCUGGCUCCUUCGCUCACUCUCGCCGACAUCUGGUCAGGUUUUAACUGUGACCUAAGAAGUGCCUGAGCUCCAACAAAAUGAGACGACUUGUGUUCAUUCUUACUUUGGUCUACAUUGCUGCCGCUCAGCACCAAGCUCUUAUUGACUACUUGGAAAGGAGGCUCCUUGCUAUUGAGGACAGGAUCUCUCUGUGGCAAGAGCAGACCACACGCUAUGCCUCUGAGCUGCGGGAGCUGAAGCUCCAAAUGGUUUCUCAGCUGGAGAGUCUGGAUAAAGAGAAGGAAACUUUGAGGAUAAAUCUGGAUGGAGUGGGGACCAGGGUGGACCGGGUGGAACGUGAACUGGACUACCUGGAAACGCAGAACGGGGCUCAGCCGUGCGUGGACGUGGACGACAGGCUGAUAGAGCAGCAGGUGACCCUGGUGAAGGAGAAGCAGAAGGCCAAGUAUCUGAAACUCACAGACUGCAGUGAUAUGAUAUCCAGCAUAAAAGCCAUGAAGAUCCUGAAGCGAGUGGGGGGGCCAAAGGGGAUGUGGACCAAAGACACAAGUGGAGCCUCUGGGAAGGUCUACAUUUUCAACGGGACAGCUGAAGACACCAUCAAUGAGUUUGCCUCUGUUCAGGACCUCGCCCGCUCCGUAGGCUUCUCUUUGUCCACUGACCUGAAGAUUCCCUCUUCCUGGAAGGGGACUGGACAUGUGGUCUACAACAACCAUGUGUAUUAUGUAAAUCAGGAUGAGGAGAUAACUGUGGUCAAAUUUGACACAAUAAAAAAGUCUAUGACAGACAGCGCGGUGUUUCCAAUACAGGAUCAUGUUCCUGUCUAUAGCCUGAACCCUGAGACAGUGAUGGACCUGGCUGUGGAUGAGGAAGGCCUAUGGGCUAUCUAUGCCACAAAGCAGAAUGAGAGACACAUCUCUCUGGCUAAGAUUGAUAGCAACACCCUGGACAUCGAGCAAAUGUGGGACACAAACUGCCCGAGAGAAAAUGCAGAGACGGCCUUUGUCAUCUGUGGCACCUUGUAUGUGGUUUAUAACACCAAGCAGCCCGGCCGCUCACGAGUGCAGUGCGUGUUUGACGUGAAUGACCUGGUGACAAAUGAAGAGGCACCUUUAGUUUACUUUCCAAAGCGCUAUGGUUUUCACGCCAGUUUGAAGUAUAAUCCCCAGGAGCAGCUACUCUACGCCUGGGAUGAUGGCUACCAGAUCCUCUACAAGCUUUCCAUGAGGAAAAAACUGGAAAUCUGAAACCAAAGUAAUUCAGCAUAAAAAAGCCCAUCCGAAGAUCAUGUAUUAUUUUAGAUAUAUCUCUUGUCUCUUCUGAUUUUUAAACUGUCUGAAUUCAAUUUUUUAUCCAAUUAAAUUCUGUCAUUAAUGUAACCUGAAACAAGUAUUUUCAUGCUCUGACUUAUCAAUCACUAACAUGCAGUACACAAGUACACAACCACUACCCACAUUUUAUCCCCACAUUAACAUCCUAUCAAAAACUGUUUGUAUGUACUGUAGCAUUGACAUUAGCAUGUCCCAUUUAGAUUUUAAUGUUAAGUUAGUUCUAGAAAAAUACUCUGUAGUUGGAUUAUAUUUAUAGAAUUUUCAAAGCUCAUUACCAUUCAAUAAAUAAAAAAGGCCACUGGUUAUACAAUACUGAGUUCUUUAAACUUAAUGCUGGAAAACAGGUUUGCUACAGAGCAAAAAAUCUUUCUUUGUCGCAAAACAAUGUACUCAGAGGUGGGUAGUA